AUGUUCAAAUCGUAUGGGGAAAGGGCCGAGGCCCACCCUUCAAAUGUUGCCAGCAGAUUACUAAAACUGAUGGAAUCUAAACAGACUAACUUGUGUGCUUCUGUUGAUGUUACCAAAACCAAGGAAUUGCUCGAGCUUUUAGACAAAUUGGGUCCUUUUAUCUGUUUGGUCAAGACACAUAUUGAUAUAGUUGAGGACUUUUCGUAUGAGUCUACGAUCGUUCCGUUGUUGGAGCUCUCCAAGAAACACAACUUUAUGAUUUUUGAGGACAGAAAGUUUGCCGAUAUUGGAAAUACUGUCAAACUUCAAUACAAAGGUGGAAUCUAUCAAAUCUCCAAAUGGGCACACAUUACCAACGCUCACGGUGUCACUGGUUCGGGAAUCAUUUCGGGCCUUCGUCAGGCUGCUGAAGAAUCUACUGAUGAACCGCGUGGACUUUUGAUGUUGGCUGAACUCUCAUCAAAGGGUUCGUUAGCUUACGGUGAAUACACAGCAAAGACAGUCGAGUUGGCGAAAAGUGACAAGGAGUUUGUGAUUGGAUUCAUUGCUCAAAGAGACAUGGGUGGUAAAGAGGAAGGAUUUGACUGGCUUACAAUGACUCCUGGUGUCGGUCUGGACGACAAAGGAGAUGCUUUGGGCCAACAAUACAGAACUGUUGAUGAAGUUAUAAAAACCGGUACUGACAUUAUAAUCGUUGGAAGAGGACUUUUCGGCAAGGGAAGAGACCCAUUGGUUGAGGGAAAGAGAUACAGAGACGCUGGAUGGGCAGCAUAUAAACAGCGUGUUGCUAAUUAG
Molecule: messenger RNA, 795 nt
Organism: Ogataea philodendri
Lineage: Eukaryota; Fungi; Ascomycota; Pichiomycetes; Pichiales; Pichiaceae
Exons: 1
Coding region: 1-795 (264 amino acids)
Biological process (GO): 'de novo' pyrimidine nucleobase biosynthetic process; 'de novo' UMP biosynthetic process
Cellular component (GO): cytosol
Molecular function (GO): orotidine-5'-phosphate decarboxylase activity
Source: RefSeq, a predicted model, not a curated record